ACCGACUUCCGCUUCCGGUGUCAGCGCUGUAGUUGUGGGGUUGCGCAUGCGUGUUGUUCUUUGCCGGAACGCAUGCUGAUGAAAUAGUGCGGCGUGAGCUGAAGGAGCCCGCCCGGUGCCAACGUUCUGUUUGAUCGUAGGGAACAUCAGCCAACAGGAUGCCUGCGUUAAGCUGUAGAUUUUACCAACACAAGUUCCCGGAAGUGGACGAUGUUGUCAUGGUGAACGUCCGGUCCAUAGCCGAGAUGGGGGCUUACGUCAGCCUCUUGGAAUAUAACAACAUUGAGGGCAUGAUCCUGCUCAGCGAGCUGUCUAGGAGGCGCAUCCGAUCUAUCAACAAACUUAUUAGAAUUGGCAGGAACGAGUGCGUUGUGGUGAUCAGGGUGGAUAAAGAUAAAGGAUAUAUAGACUUAUCCAAAAGAAGAGUUUCACCAGAGGAAGCCCUAAAGUGUGAAGAUAAGUUCACCAAAUCUAAAACCGUUUACAGUAUUCUGCGGCACGUGGCGGAGGUGCUGGAAUACACGAAGGAUGAACAGCUGGAGAGUCUCUACCAGAGGACAGCUUGGGUGUUUGAUGAAAAGUACAAGAAACCGGGAUACGGAGCCUAUGAUGCAUUUAAACACGCAGUCUCUGACCCAGAUGUUCUUGAUGGGCUGGACUUAAAUGAAGAUGAGAGACGUGUUCUUAUUGAUAACAUAAACAGGCGCCUGACCCCACAAGCAGUGAAGAUCCGAGCAGAUAUUGAAGUGGCAUGCUAUGGGUAUGAAGGCAUUGAUGCUGUAAAAGAUGCACUGAGAGCAGGGCUGAGUUGUUCCACAGAGAACAUGCCAAUUAAGAUAAAUCUGAUUGCUCCUCCUCGGUACGUGAUGACCACUACUACCCUGGAGAGGACAGAAGGGCUUUCUGUGCUCAACCAAGCAAUGUCCGUCAUUAAAGAGAGAAUUGAAGAGAAGAGAGGUGUAUUUAACGUCCAGAUGGAGCCCAAGGUGGUCACAGAUACAGAUGAAACAGAGCUUGCACGGCAGCUCGAGAGACUGGAGAAAGAGAAUGCAGAGGUGGAUGGAGAUGAUGAUGCUGAGGAGAUGGAGGCAAAAACUGAAGAUUAAACUGAGAAAACAGCAAUUUAAAAACCAUUUUAUUGUUUUUGGAUAAAAGAAAUUCAAGUCACAAACACGGACUUCAAGGCCAUUUUCGUUUGCCCAAAAUGCUAAACUCUGAAUAUCUUCCACUUUCUAACCUCUACAAUUCAGUCUGUAUAUGCGGAAAAUCUUUAAAUUAAGCCCAAUACCCACUUGCUUAAUUUACUCCAACGGAGAAUUGGACAACGCCAAGGUGCGCAUGAAUUUUUAACAGCUGCAAACACAUCCAAUCCAUACAACGUUCUCUUUGGUCAGUGGAAGAGUUGGCUCGGCUAAUCAGAUCUGUAUUAGAAGAGCUGAUUUAUUAAAUCAGCGAGUGUAUUCUCACUUGGGACUCAAAGCGAUCAGAGCCCUACUGCUCUUUGAUAACAAUCAAUGCCCUUCUAUACUUACUCUUAGCUUGUAUUACUAUAUAUCAUAUAUAUAUAUACGGAACAGCAUUUAUACCAGUCAGUUCAGUCUCAAGUGAAAAUACACUUCAAAGAUGUUUGCUUUGUAAAAGGGGUAUCCAGUCUGUGGAUUUUCAGAAGUUAUGGAAUCAUACCCACCAGCAAUUAUUGCUGUGAGUUCUAGCUCAGCCAGUGCUGGUGGAGAGGCAGCUGGGAUACCAUUGCUUAGACACUUACACUUAACUUGCCUUCUUUACUUUAUUCUUGUGCAAUAGAUCUCUGGGUCAUGCCGUACACAGCAAAGAGAUUUGUUGCUGGACUUGCCUUUUAUUUCCAGAAAACAAUGCAAAAACAGAUAAAAAUGGUUGAAUAUUUUUAUUAUCAUUCCCAACAUGUGUUCAAGUUACAGUGCUUUCUGUGAGAAACCAAUAAAAUCCAAGAUAUUUACA
Xenopus tropicalis (tropical clawed frog) is the source of this 1977-nucleotide messenger RNA. It is a transcript of the gene eif2s1, whose product is annotated as eukaryotic translation initiation factor 2 subunit alpha. Bases 159 to 1106 code for a protein of 315 amino acids. Gene Ontology annotation, molecular function: nucleic acid binding; translation initiation factor activity; RNA binding. The record is from RefSeq and is a predicted model, not a curated record. Gene Ontology annotation, cellular component: cytoplasmic stress granule; cytosol. The transcript is spliced from 8 exons. Gene Ontology annotation, biological process: response to endoplasmic reticulum stress. Lineage: Eukaryota; Metazoa; Chordata; Amphibia; Anura; Pipidae.